Colletes gigas is the source of this 2091-nucleotide messenger RNA. RefSeq names its product neuroendocrine convertase 1-like. Gene Ontology annotation, cellular component: trans-Golgi network; Golgi membrane. Bases 1 to 2091 code for a protein of 696 amino acids. Gene Ontology annotation, molecular function: serine-type endopeptidase activity. Lineage: Eukaryota; Metazoa; Arthropoda; Insecta; Hymenoptera; Colletidae. The transcript is spliced from 15 exons. The record is from RefSeq and is a predicted model, not a curated record. Gene Ontology annotation, biological process: protein processing.
AUGGUCAGUGGGUGUUUCCGGCUGGCUGUGUAUUUGUUGCUCGCGAACGAGUUUGCAACGAGCGUUGUCGGACGUCGUCAUCAUCGUCGAGAAGAGUGGGUCGUCAGACUCGAGGGUGGGCCCCGGGUUGCGUCUCUCUUGGCGUUGCGAUCCGGGUACAAGCAUCUUGGACCCGUUUUGGGUUUCAAAGACACGUACGUGUGGAUUAAGGAUGACAAUGCCGACCAGAAGAAACGCGGAGGACUUCGUUCGACCAAAGCACUCAAUUCCAGCGCCCAGAUUAUUUGGGCGGAUCAGCAAAAAGUGAUCGAGCGUCACAAACGCGAUCACGUGCCACUCGCGAGCUUAGAAUCGGAAAAGCCUCUGAUAAGGGAGAAAAGGCUCGAAGUGGAUCAGUAUCGCUUGAAUUCCGUGGAGGACAACGAGGAUUGGGAUGAAUUUUGGUCGACCGAUGCCCAGGACUCUAGAUCGAUGUUCAACGACGAACUUUGGGAUCAAGAAUGGUACCUGCAAGACACGAGAUCGAACAAAGCUUUGCCGAAGCUCGACUUGAAUGUUCUACCCCUCUAUCGACUGGGAGUAACUGGUCGCGGAGUUAGGAUCGCCGUUUUGGACGAUGGAUUGGAAUACACCCACGACGAUCUCUGGAACAACUAUGAUCCAUACAUUAGCUAUGAUGUGAACGGAGGCGACAACGACCCUCUACCGCGAUACGAAAUAUCAGGGAUGAACGGUCACGGGACAAGAUGCGCCGGGGAGAUAGCGAUGGAGGCGAACAACCGGAAGUGCGGCGUAGGCGUCGCGUUCGAGGCCUCCGUAGGCGGGAUCAAGCUCCUCGACGGGGUGGUCAACGAUCGCGUCGAGGGGGAGGCGCUCGGCUACAAACCGGAAGCAGUGGACAUCUACACCGCCUCGUGGGGGCCCGCGGACGACGGGAAAAGCUUGGAGGCGCCGGGAAGACUGGCCACGGAAGCCCUACAAAGGGGCAUCACGAUGGGUCGCGGCGGCAAGGGAAGCGUUUACGUGUGGGCUUCCGGAAACGGAGGCUCGAAAUCGGACGAUUGCGGAUGCGACGGAUACGUAGGAAGCAUUUAUACGAUCGCUGUAGGAUCGGCCAGCCAAGCAGGAAGAUUCCCAUGGUACGGCGAAAGUUGCGCGGCGACAAUGGCCACCACGUACAGCAGCGGCGCUUAUCACGAUCAAAUGAUUGCGACUACGGACCUGAAGAACACCUGCACGACGCGACACACUGGUACCUCGGCGUCCGCGCCAUUAGCAGCUGGAAUAUUGGCCCUGGCUCUGCAAGUAAACGAAAAUCUCUCGUGGAGGGACGUGCAGCAUCUCAUCGUGUGGACCUCGGAGUACAGCCCCCUCAGGCAGAAUCCAGGCUGGUUCAGAAACUCCGCUGGAUUUUGGUUCAACUCACGUUUCGGCUUCGGACUUAUGAACGCGUACGCGCUGGUCACGGCGAGCUCCAAUUGGACCAACGUGCCGGGGAAAACCAUCUGCAAAGUGAACGUCGCCAGAAUAAUCGACAGGAGGCUGGUUUAUGGAAAUGAGAGGCGACUGCGGUUCGAGGCUGGCGACGAGUGUCGAUCGACGGGCAACGAGAUAACGUUUUUGGAACACGUGGAGAUCGAGGUCAGCCUCGAGUACAGUCUUCGCGGCGCUCUUCAGAUGCACCUCGCUGCGCCCUCAGGAACAAAGGUGCAGAUUCUGAAACCUAGGAAAUUGGACAACUCGGGCGCAGGUUUCGAGAAAUGGAAAUUCAUGUCGGUGGCAUCUUGGGGAGAAGAUCCGAAUGGCGUCUGGUUUCUAGACAUCCUCGACGAGAUCGGACCAACGGGGAAUAAUGGCACUGUGAAAGACUUUGCAUUGAUUCUGCACGGGACCAGGGAAAUGCCACGUUAUCGUGAAAACGGGCCGAGAGUGUACGACCAGAAGUACAAUCGACUUCGAGAAACCAAUGAAUCCUCUGACAUAAACGGGCCAUCGAACUACGUGCCCGAGAAUAAAGAUCUCGAGUCAGAAGUUCUCGAAGCGAACGACGCUUAUGGAAAGCACUGGCUCGAGAAACUUUUGCGAGUAUAA